AUGCUUUAUAGAGCUUCUUCGACUACAGGAGUAUUUUCAAUAUACUGUAUUGAUCCUGUUUAUGUUUUACCUAAAACGGUCGCAAAUGAACAUAAAUACAAACAGAACAAAUCAAGAAAUUUUGACUCAAAAUCUCAACUGAGAAGUGAUGCUCACAAAAGAGAGAGUAAGGAUAAUAUCACGUGUGAAGAAUAUCAUUAG
Priceomyces carsonii is the source of this 201-nucleotide messenger RNA. RefSeq lists its product as uncharacterized. The record is from RefSeq and is a predicted model, not a curated record. The coding region runs from base 1 to 201 and encodes 66 amino acids. NCBI's taxonomy places the organism in Eukaryota, Fungi, Ascomycota, Pichiomycetes, Serinales, Debaryomycetaceae. The transcript has a single exon.